Molecule: messenger RNA, 1496 nt
Organism: Varroa destructor (honeybee mite)
Lineage: Eukaryota; Metazoa; Arthropoda; Arachnida; Mesostigmata; Varroidae
Gene: Urod
Product: uroporphyrinogen decarboxylase
Biological process (GO): heme biosynthetic process
Cellular component (GO): cytosol
Molecular function (GO): uroporphyrinogen decarboxylase activity
Source: RefSeq, a predicted model, not a curated record
AUGAAAACAUAUUCAUGCUUUGAGAAAGUUCUCACACCAGCUGUGACUAACAACCGCGAAUGUGAUCGAAUUUUUAAUAAAACACAAUAAAUAAUUAUUGAAUAAUUGCUUGACGUAUUCAGUCAGUAAGAAUGGAUAUAGCUACGUUGUAUGAGUCCUAUUAACGGCGUUAAAUUUUCAUUGCUGCUGUGUUGUAAGUGGAUUGUAAGUUAAACAUGAGUGACUUUCCUGAAUUGAAAAAUGAUUGUAUCUUACGGGCUGCUCGUGGCGAGGUGGUUGACAAUGUUCCCGUUUGGAUCAUGCGACAAGCUGGCCGUUAUUUGCCCGAGUUUAUGGAAACAAGGAAAAAGCACACGUUCUUCGAUAUGUGCCAAAAACCAGAGGUAGCAUGCGAAGUGACGUUACAGCCUAUUCGAAGAUUUUCCCUUGAUGCAGCGAUAAUAUUCUCAGACAUACUGGUUAUACCCCAGGCGAUGGGAAUGAAUUUAGAAAUGCGUCCCGGAGAAGGACCUGUCUUCACAGAACCUCUGAAAAACCCAGCCGAUAUGGAGCAUUUGAAGGAUAUAAACGUUAGCGAAGACCUCAAAUACGUUAUGGAUGCAAUUAGUACUACCCGACGAGCUCUCGAUGGAAAGGUUCCGCUAUUUGGCUUCUCUGGUGCACCCUGGACGUUAAUGUGUUACAUGAUUGAAGGAAAAGGAUCGAAGACACAAUCGAAUGCUAAAAAGUGGUUGUACCGCCAUCCUUCUAAAGCUGACGAACUCCUUUUGCGACUUGAAAAAAUAAUUGUAGAGUAUAUGGUAGCUCAGGUGAGAGCAGGUGCCCAAAUACUGCAGUUGUUUGAUACGAAUGUAGGGUUCCUUGAUGAAAGAAUGUUUCUGCGCUUUGUGAAGCCCGGUUAUGUGCGUAUUGCCACGGCUGUUCGUGAGAAACUGUCAAAAUCGUUUCGUUGCCCCCCACUUUGCUUGUUCCCUAAAGACGCCCAUUUUAAUCUUGUCCAUCUGCGCGAUGCGGGUUAUGAUGUGAUUAGCGUGGACUGGGCUAUCACUCCCGAGAAGGCACGAGAAGCCCUUGGAAACAACGUCACUAUACAGGGUAAUCUGGAUCCAUGUGCUCUUUACGCUGAUGAAACAACGUUACGUGAAUUGGCACGAGAAAUGGUAACUCGAUUUGGCAAAGAGCGCUACAUAGCAAACCUUGGCCACGGAAUGUAUCCUGAUAUAGACCCGGAUAGAGUCCGAGUAUUUAUAGAGGCCAUACAUAGCGUUAAAUAAGUUGAAUAUAAUGGCGACAGCUUGAAGAGCAAUAGAUGGUAAGCCAUCUGUUAGGGUUGUUCGAUAGGAACCCAUUUAUUUAUUGUAGAACUGUACCAACGAUGUGAUUUACACAGUAUUUUGUACUCAAGUCUUUAAAAAUGGUUGACUGUUACAGAAUUAGCAAAUGUAUGUUAUUUAUUAUAUGAGAUGACAAUAAAUAAUAGAUUAAAGUGUAAUCGA